Molecule: messenger RNA, 996 nt
Organism: Diplodia corticola
Lineage: Eukaryota; Fungi; Ascomycota; Dothideomycetes; Botryosphaeriales; Botryosphaeriaceae
Product: actin monomer binding protein
Exons: 4
Coding region: 1-996 (331 amino acids)
Biological process (GO): barbed-end actin filament capping; actin filament depolymerization
Cellular component (GO): actin filament; cytoplasm
Molecular function (GO): actin monomer binding; actin filament binding
Source: RefSeq, a predicted model, not a curated record
AUGCAGUCCGGCAUAACAGCCUCGGCCGAACUGCACGCCGCCUUCGAGAAGCUCACCACCGACCCCUCCUCCCGCUUCCUCAUCGCCAGCGUCUCAGGCGAAACCAUCAUCCCGCGCGACACCAUCCCCGCCUCAAGCGACUUCCUCUCGGACCUCUCCCUCCUCGCGCCCCACCUCACCCCCAACGAAGCGCUCUACAUCCUGCUCCGCCAGUCCGACGCAUCCUCCACCGACUCCGACGCCACCACCCGCCUCGUCGCCGUCACCUACGUGCCGGACGCGGCGCCGGUGCGGCAAAAGACGCUGACGGCCUCGACGCGGCUGGCGCUGGUGCGGCAGCUGGGCGGCGAGCACUUCGCCGAGACCGUCUUCGCGACGACGGCCGAGGAGCUGUCGGCCGAGGGGUGGCGGCGGCACGAGGCGCACGUGGCGGGCGCGGCGCCGCUGACCGAGGAGGAGCGCAACCUCGUCGGCAUCAAGGAGCAGGAGGCGCUCGAGAGCAGCAGCACCGCCGCGCGGCGCGUGCAGACGAGCGGGCAUUUGAGCAUGGAGGUGCAGGAGGGCGUGGUGGAGGCGUUGAGGGGGUUGCCGGAGGGGGAAGCGAAUCUGGUGCAGCUGGACAUCGACGUCGCCAACGAGACUUUCCGCCUCGUGUCCACCACGACCGCUUCGGCCGCCGAGCUGGGCAGCGUCAUCGCCGCCGACGCCCCCCGCUACUCGUUCUACCGCCACGACGCCGGCCCCGACGGCUCGCGCCCCAUCCUCUUCAUCUACUCUUGCCCGCCUACCUCCAAGGUCAAGGAGCGCAUGGUGUACGCCGCCUCGCGCGGUUUUGCCAUCCACCUGGCCGAGAAGGAGGCCGGUAUCGAAAUCCACAAGCGGCUCGAGUUCGGCAGCCCGGAAGAUAUCGGCCCUUCUACUAUCGACGACGAGUUCGUCGUCAGGGAGGAGAAGAAGACGGGCUUCUCCAAGCCCAAGAGGCCUGGUAAGCGCUAG